Messenger RNA from Kwoniella shivajii, 429 nucleotides. Its product is annotated as 60S ribosomal protein L37a. Gene Ontology annotation, molecular function: structural constituent of ribosome. The record is from RefSeq and is a predicted model, not a curated record. The transcript has 4 exons. Lineage: Eukaryota; Fungi; Basidiomycota; Tremellomycetes; Tremellales; Cryptococcaceae. Gene Ontology annotation, cellular component: ribosome. The coding region runs from base 1 to 429 and encodes 142 amino acids. Gene Ontology annotation, biological process: translation.
AUGGUGAGUGAUAGUCCAAAUCGACAUGGCAUAGGUAUAGGUAUGGGAGCGUUCCGACACAAUAGCAAGGAAAAAUCUUCAGACGACGGAAUAUGCCUGUUGGAUGGGGAUGCUGGAGCUGGAAUCAUGGAUGGCCUCUGGUGGGAUGGGAAUACCAAACGAACAAAGAAGGUCGGUGUCACCGGUAAAUACGGUACUCGUUAUGGUGCCUCUUUGAGGAAGACCGUCAAGAAGAUGGAAAUCACUCAACACGCUCGAUACGCUUGUCCUUCAUGCGGAAAGAACGCCGUCAAGAGAACCGCUGUCGGUAUCUGGAAGUGUAAAGGAUGCAACAAGCAAUACGCUGGAGGUGCUUACACCUUCGGUACUCCUUCCGCUGCUACCGUACGAUCAACCAUCAGACGAUUAAGAGAAGUUGCCGACUCAUAG